AUGCGAAUACUAUCUUGGAACAUCAAUGGAGUCAGAACCUUGCCUCAGUACCACCCAUGGAACUCGUUCAAGUUGUUUCAAGGCAUCCUAGAACACCUCAAGGCCGACAUCAUAUGCUUCCAAGAAAUGAAAACUUCGCGGACAGCUCUCGUCAAGGAUGUCGCCGUGCCAGACCACUUUGACUCAUUCUUCUCCUUUCCAGCAAGCAAAGGGGGCUACAGUGGUGUCGCAGUCUACACUGACACACGUACUGUUACCGCACUCAAAGCCGAAGAGGGCCUCUCAGGAACUCUCCAGCCUAAGCCGCCAUUUCAGACUGAGGAGCGCAUUUCGCGCUCAUACCCCUAUGCCCACGAGAUGGAUCUCAUGUCCAGUGUAGAGGGCGAAAGCGAUGCCCCAUCAGACCUCUCCGUGUUGGAUGAGGAAGGUCGUGGCCUUGUAAUCGACCUUGGUCUCUUCGUGCUCAUCAACGUCUACUGUCCAAACGAGACCUCAGAUACGCGUCUUCCAUACAAGAUGAACUACCACUUCAUGCUCCAGGAGCGCGUCCGAAAACUCGUCGCCGAAGGGCGCCAGGUCAUGGUCGUAGGUGACAUCAACGUCUGUGCGGCUCCCAUUGACCAUUGCGACGGUCACCUCCCAAGCAACGUCGAGACAUUCUACGACCACCCCGCUCGUGCGUGGUUUCAGAACUGGCGUCAUCCCCAGGGCGAGAUGAUCGACGUUCUCCGUCAGUUCUGGCCUGAGCGGAAAGGAAUGUACACGUGCUGGAACACUAAGAUUUCUGCGCGGGAUACCAACUAUGGAACACGCAUCGAUUAUGUUCUCGUCACGCCCGGCCUUAUGCCCUGGAUUAGGCACGGCGACAUACAAGCUUCCGUUAAAGGCUCUGAUCACUGUCCUAUCUACGUCGACCUUCGCGACGAGAUAACGACCGAGUCGGGAAAGAUCAUCUAUCUCAAAGACGUCAUGCCUGUUGAUGGCAAUGCCCAGCGGGUCCCUCCUCGGAUCGCCGCCAAGAGAUGGGAUGAGUUCUCAGGCAAACAGCAGCUUCUUUCAACUUUCUUUGGCAAGAAGGGCAAAGCACCAGCCACGCCCCAGGCGGACUCCUCGCAGCCCGCAGCUAAGGAGGUUCCGCCGGCGACUAAGACGCGUCAGUCAUCUGGAACGCGUACAGCGUCCCAGUCCGCUACCGAUACCAUCGAGCAUCCGUCCUCCAUCCCUGAAUCAAUAGACGUAGAUGUCGGGUCAUUGAAACCCUCUCCUUCACCGACGCCUCAGCCCUCAAGCACGCCAAACAAUCCUUCCUCUCAGUCCUCCUCGUCGACCGCAGGCCAGAAACGCAAGCUCCCUCGUGCCCAAUCAGCAGCGUCGAAGCCCGCUAAGAAGCCUAAACCAGGCCAAUCCUCGAUCGCCUCGUUCUUCGCCCAGCCGCUGGCACCAUCAUUCAGUCCACCUAAUACCACGUCAAUCGCCUCCCGAUCUCAGGACACUGAUCGCAAUCCCGAUCGCGGUCCUGUCACUCUCCCGAUCUCUGCGGCCGACCCCGAUCUUGACGCAGACUACCAGCUCGCGCUGAAGCUCUCGCAAGAGCUAGAAGCCGAACCUGUACCGCCAGCCGCAACCAGCACGAAGGAAUCAUCCAAGGCAUGGUCGAACCUAAUGGCGCCUGUUGCUGCUCCAAACUGCACAGUGCAUGACGAGCCCACGAAGCUCUACACGGUAAACAAGCAAGGCCCGAACAAGGGCAAGACGUUCUACCUGUGCUCUCGGCCGGUUGGACCGGGGUACGAUAGAGGGCGCAGCGAGCGCCUCCGCGAAGAAGUCAACCACGAAUACCGCUGCAACUACUUCAAGUGGGCGAGCGACGUGAAGCGCGAGAGCCUCUCUAGAGCCACCGACUCCUCGUCAAGCUGAAUCGGAUUGGACAGUGUACAUAUGUCAACAGCCUUCGCCAUCUCUGGAACCGACCUUACGUCUCCCCGCAUGAAUCUCUGCCGUUGUGAACUAGAACGGAGCCGUCAGGACGCUCAUAGGGGGCUAGCGGUGCUCAUAUUCGUCUAUGAACGCCGUAGGACAGGUGUAGCCCUGCACAGGGACCGAUUGGGCUAACGUCGCUUGCGCCUCUGAUUAUUGAUUAUUUCAUUCAUUAUGUCUCAGCUGUCUCCUUCAGCACUCCCCCUCUCGCUUACCCGUCCGCCGAUCUACAUACCCGUUCGCUCAUGGCUGCACAUCAUGCCAGCCGGUGACGCACGAAACUUGCAGGCCGUCGCGUUUUAGGGUUUUACGUCCAUCAACAGCGAGGCUUGGAGUAUCAGGGAACGCAAGGAGGAUGUACAUAUGUGAAGUUGAGAUCUGUCGAAAUAUCUUCGCCACCAUCGGGGCGAAUGUCCGGGCGUAGGCGACACACCCAUGGCCACUUCCUUACGCCCUAAUAUGAAUUGUAUUUAGUCUCGCUUUACAGUAGAGCCACCUUGUACAUACAACACGCGUUUCGAGUUAACAUGUCUUUUUCCG
This is a messenger RNA of Coniophora puteana RWD-64-598 SS2, 2517 nucleotides long. RefSeq names its product DNase I-like protein. The coding region runs from base 1 to 1917 and encodes 638 amino acids. Gene Ontology annotation, biological process: base-excision repair. Gene Ontology annotation, molecular function: phosphoric diester hydrolase activity; zinc ion binding; double-stranded DNA 3'-5' DNA exonuclease activity. The transcript has 7 exons. The record is from RefSeq and is a predicted model, not a curated record. Gene Ontology annotation, cellular component: nucleus. Lineage: Eukaryota; Fungi; Basidiomycota; Agaricomycetes; Boletales; Coniophoraceae.